AUGAAGCACCUCACCACAUACACCCUCCUGGGACAUGCCCUCCUUCAGUUCGCCCUCGCUUCACCAUGGUUCGGCACUGAAUACGUCGCAAUAGUCGAAUCAACCAUCGCCGACGGCUACACCGGCGUAUACAUAACAAAUGACCCAAUAGUCCGAACCUACACAGAAGUAAUAACACCAACCGAGAGCAACCCAGCCGUCCUGAGCACAAUAACCUCAACGGAAACAUACUACGGCGACGUCACCGCCAUCCAACUAGUCGUGGAACCGACAGCCGGCGUCCAGAACACAGGCUACGACUAUGUCAAUCACUACGCAACAGUCACAUAUACAGCGCCUUCCUCCUGUUCCUACACUACAAGCCAGACCCUCAUAACCGCCAUCCCCAUCAACGUUCCGCUUGAUGCGGAGGAUCUUGUUCAUCCCAGCAUGUAUACCAGUACGAUCACCUACCAGUACAACACGUACCGCUAUACGCGGACCAUGGCUUUGUUGGAUAUCGAUGAUAUUCCCACGAGUGUGUUUUCUUCUGCUAGUUCUCUUUACAAGCCUUCUAUGUAUAAGACUUGUGAUAGUUACUACAGUUCGGGAAGGAGCACGUACUACAGUAGCGGCGAUGAUGAUUCAACUUCCUAUGCUGGCUGCAGCAAAUUCAUCUGGUAUCUCGGGAGCUCUGAGUUUUCGGGUGGAUACUGCUGUUCAGAUGGAUGCCAUUAUACAUGGGGAAUCCCACCAUGGGGUCUCGGCCUAGCCAUUUUCUUCGGCUGGUUUGGUCUGUUCCUCAUCAUUGGGUUGAUCGAGAGCUGGUUCAUAUUCCGCAGGGCUAUGGUCGGCAAGAAAGCCCGACGUGGUCUCCCCUACGGUUUCGCUCUCCUGUGUCCGAUCUUGUCGUGCUUGUUCCUCAUCACGGUCAAGAAGUAUCCUGCGAAGACACCCGAGGAGCAGGCUGUUCUCGUGGCGAAUUGGAAGGAUAUGUCCGGUGGACGGAAGUUGGGCAUGUGGCUGAAGUAUUUGUUCCGUCGUAAGGAUCCGGCUGCUGUUGCUCUUGCUCGACCGGGCCCUGGCUCUGUUGUUGCUCCUUACCCUCCUCCUGGUUCUUGGUAUCCGCCUCCCGGGGCUGCGGGUCCUGUUGUGCCCCCGAUGGCGGCUUAUCCGUCCGGGUAUCCCCCCAAGGGUAUCCGCCUCAGGGAUAUCCUCCCCACGGUCCGCAGGGAUACCCAACUCCGCCGGCUGCGGAAGCGGAUGCUACUUCCCAGCCUAAGACGGUGUCUGUGA
Molecule: messenger RNA, 1275 nt
Organism: Penicillium canescens
Lineage: Eukaryota; Fungi; Ascomycota; Eurotiomycetes; Eurotiales; Aspergillaceae
Exons: 1
Coding region: 1-1275 (424 amino acids)
Source: RefSeq, a predicted model, not a curated record